Molecule: messenger RNA, 833 nt
Organism: Xenopus tropicalis (tropical clawed frog)
Lineage: Eukaryota; Metazoa; Chordata; Amphibia; Anura; Pipidae
Gene: ncbp2as2
Product: NCBP2 antisense 2 (head to head)
Exons: 1
Coding region: 206-532 (108 amino acids)
Source: RefSeq, a predicted model, not a curated record
GUGAGUGAGUAUGGAGCGAGUGUAGCCGAUAGCCGGGACUGCUUUUUAUACAUGGUGGGGCGCAGCGAUAUAAUUCAUUUGCACCUCUGCCCAGUUUAGCAUUUGUACGUUUUGCCGUAGGUGGCGGAUCUUACAGAGCGGCAGUAUGGCUCAAUAGUGAAUUAAGCGACAUUGGUGUUUGUGAGAGCGAAACUGAAUUAGCACAAUGGUUCUGAGGAGACUGCUCUUUACUCUGCUCAAUAACCCCCAACUGAUAGAGAAACUCUCCGAGUCCCGGCCCAUACGGAGAGCAGCGCAAAUCACUGCCUUCGCUGUCACCAAGGCUCAGCUGAGCGGCAAGGACGCGGCCCAGAGAAUCCUGCGCUCCGACACUGUGCGACAGAUCCGACAGGAGACGAGCAGGGCUGGGCCCCCCCGGGACAUGUGGGAGAUGGGCCGCAAGGCGGAGCGCAUUAAGGACACUUUCCUCAGGGAGUUCCGGACUGGGCUGCAGGAUGCCAAGAAACAGAUCAAAAGGGGAGAAGGGAAAUAAUGAUAAACUGUAGCCGCACACACUGCCCACUUACACACGGAGGCAGCUGGUUACCUUGCCCUGGCACUACAGCAAUAUCCAGGGCCUCCCACAUCAGUUCCAUCACUGGGCGUAGUUACCCAUAGCAACCAGUCAGUGGGUAACUGUUAGCUGCAAACUGAAGUUUGAAAACAAACAUUUGAUUGGAUUUCAUAACUACUACUGCCCUGUGUGGGUAAAUGAGCUAGAAUUUGUCAGCUUGUGACAAGGUGCCUUUUAGAGAAGAUUUCAAAAUAAAUGUAUACAUUUGUGUUUAAAAGCA